This is a messenger RNA of Sphaerodactylus townsendi, 4067 nucleotides long. RefSeq names its product thrombospondin type 1 domain containing 1 (gene THSD1). The coding region runs from base 556 to 3114 and encodes 852 amino acids. The transcript is spliced from 6 exons. Gene Ontology annotation, cellular component: cell periphery. Lineage: Eukaryota; Metazoa; Chordata; Lepidosauria; Squamata; Sphaerodactylidae. The record is from RefSeq and is a predicted model, not a curated record.
CCCAGGGCGGGUCGGCCGGCUCCGUCUUUGCGCCCCGCCUGGCUUGGGAGGCGCAGCUCUGCACGGCUCGGAGGCUGGCGGCGGCUCCAGCCAUGUGCCUGCCGGCCAGAGUUGCCGGGCGAGGGCGGCUGCUUUCCAGCGGGGCUUUAGCGACGGGAGCCCGGGGACCGCGUGGGACGCCCCGCGGGCGGAGGUGACACCUCGGAAGCCUUCGCGGGGGACCCCCCGAGGCUUCACGCUGCCCCAGUCGCGCCUGGUGUGAAGAGCGCCUCGUUGGCAUCUGCGGUGCUUCCUGGCUGGCCAGACUUAGUGGGGCGAUUAGCAGUGCAGGGAGAAUUGGCAACCUGGCAACAGAUACAAGAGCUGGAAACAGUUUCUUCGUCUGUUUUUCAAUGAAACCUUGAGAUUCACAGAAUAUUACAUUCUGUUGCGGUGACCAGCUUCUAAGACUGAGGUCUGGGCCGGACAUGCUGUGGCUGAAAGAAGCACAGCGUCGUUUUUGGACCUAGAAGGGGACAUGUGGAGGAAAAGGGGCAGGGAGCCCAAGUGAUCAGAAUGACCCAGGCGUUGAAAGAGUUUUCCAAUCUUCUGCUAGUUGUGCUCUGUGAUUAUGUUCUUGGAGCAGUGGAAUAUCUUCUGCUAGAACAACCAACUCACGUAGUGUUCAGCAACAGUACCGUCUCGCUUGAGUUCCGCUAUUACCAUGGCGAGAACGUGACACUGAAAAACACGUCCAUCUCGCUGCUAGAAGCGGGCACCAACCAAACCGUUGCAAAGAAAGAGCUCCCACAAAGCCAGGACCAAGAUAUUGUUGUAUUUGAAUGUUAUCAUUUUAAGACUGCCGGGAGCUACUGGUUCAGAAUGGUCUCUGAAAUCAGCAACGGCACCGAUACCCGGUGGAAUGAAGAGAGACUUCCUCUUAGCGUGACGUGGCCUGAAUUUCAUAUUGAUCUAAGGAGGACCUCGGAGAGACUUGGAAAUUCCCUUCAGCUCGGACUGUUCACCAAUGAACAUUUAUGCCAGAUAAAUAAGACAGUGAUUUCUCUGGAUGUCAUAAUGACUAGCAGCUUAUAUGAUUUAGGAACACUGAUUUCAAAUGAGACUGUAGGUCUGAGAACUAGCAAAGAACUGUUUCUUUCUAGGUCCCAGUGGGUGACAGUUGACUGUCAUGUUGUUGGUCUGUUAGCGUAUGUUGCAGCUCUACUGAAACCAGUGAAGUCCCACUCAAUCAUUGCUUCAACAGGACCUGUAGACAUUGUGCACAGAUUUGGAUACAAGAUCAUUGUGACGCAAGAAACAAUGUGCGAGUCUUCCAUUGUGGUUUCAGUCGUUCCUCCUCCGUGCACUUCCGCUGUGGGACACAUUGCUGUGUUCAAAGAUCCUCUUGAGCCUCUGAGUCCAAAGGCACCAAGGAUACUUGAAAACAUCGUGAACACAGAGGCCAAUCGGAUAGAAUUCAACUGCACCAUGUUUGACGAGGGAACAAAUAAAUACUGUUUUGAGUUUAGGCGUUCAAGCCGUAUAGAGUCACCUCCGCGAGCGAAAGAAUGUGUGCUAAUUCUAAGGAAUAUUGGACACUGGAGUGUUUGGCAGGCCUGGAGCCCGUGUAGUGUGACCUGUGGGGACGGUGUCCGGGAGCGUUAUCGCGAGUGUCUUGCAUCGUUCCCAGUCCUUUUAAAACAAGGUUGCAAUGGGAAGAAUCAGGAGAUUUCUCCAUGUUCUUUGGAGGAAUGCUCUACCACUAAGUCUACACCAAUCAGUACUCUGCAUCCUGAAGGAGGCCAGAAGAGCAGUAAUAAUCUGGUAACUAUUACUGGCAUAUCUCUGUGCUUGUCUAUCAUCUUUGCAACCAUCCUUAUCACUUUGUGGAGGAAGCUUUGCAAGGCUCACAAGUGUCGCACCCCCGUGCGCUGUGAUUCUGCCCACUCACCCGGCUUCCGGAAGAAUUCCGAUGAGGAGAAUAUCUGCCAAGAGAGACGGCAGCGAGAGAGCUUUUCUGAGGGGAGAGAAGCCCCUUGUUCGGAAUCUCUUGAGAUACCUUUAAAUUUCAGGAGAAGUCGCCAUUUUGCCCAUGAAGAAGAACAAGGAGGAGAAGUUUCUGGCACUGAGAGCUUUCAGGCCAGUGCUCAAAAAAUAAUCCCACCUAUUUUCAGCUAUCGCCUAGCUCAGCAGCAGUUGAAAGAAAUGAAGAAGAAGGGUCUCACAGAAACAACCCAGGUUUAUCACGUUUCCCAGAACCCUCUGGUGGACACUAUGAGCACAGAAAACCAAGAGGCAACGGCGACAGCAAAUAAGUUCAGAAUCAAGUCUCCUUUUCUGGAGCAGCCACCCAACCUUCUCAAUGUAUCUGGGGAACGGCCAUGUUCUAGCAUGGAUUUUAAACUGCCACGGGCCCGUCGUAUCCUGAGCCCCAGCCAGACCUUAAUUCAUCAGCUAAGAUAUGAAGACAGAGGAGAGCAGCUAGGAACAGGCUACCCAAGAUGCUCACAGUUCCGCCGGACAGCUAGUUUUCACGAAACAAGAAAAGCCAAGCCAUUCAGAAAGAGAAGCAUGUCGACCCUUCCACCACGUCAGACCCCACACUACCCUUGCCGGCCCAGAACAAGGGACCUUGUUCCAGACGAACAAUAUCAUCUUAAAUCUAAAGAGAUCGUUGAGAAUAUAGAAGAGCUCCCCCUGUAUCACAACACUGCUUCAGCUAAUGAACCUUUGACCUAUGAGCCACAGAUUCCCCACCAAUGGGAAUCUCCUGGGAAAAAACUAGAUCUAGUCAGUAGUCGUCAGACUACUACUUCCCAGGUACUAUGUGCUGAAAGACCAGAGCAGAAGAGAAACAGAAAGGUCCCUUUCCAGAACCACAGGGAUAGUUGGAAGAAAGAAACUCUCAUAUUAUCUGUCAGAGAGAGCCAACAGAGAGUGAAUACGCUCAGCCCUUCCCAGUACAGAAAGAGCAAAUGCCAGAGCUUUCCAUCAGACCCCAAAUACCACUUUUAUGACAACACUUCUUUUGGUCUAACCGAAUCGGAACUGCAAAUCAUUGAUCUGCCUGGAUAUUUUGGCUCCAACGAAGGAGAUGAAACAAGUACUCUAAGCAUGGAAAAACUGGUGCUUUGAAUGGCAUUCCGUUGACACAGAAGAAACUGUAUGGUGAUUGGCCAAAAUGUGGUGAAUGACUUUUAAAGUAACGCAACCGUAGGAUUCAAUUUCCAUCUCUGCCGCAAAACGACCCAGUUGUUACUGCUAUUCCCACUUUUGUGAAUACACACCUAACUGCCUAGGAAAAGAUUGUGAAAAUGGAUACUCUGACAUACAGAUAAGUUCCAGAUUUUUCUACUGUGUUGCCAUAUUCACUGAUCCUGUCACAGCUGGUUUAUGAACUGAUCCCAGAUGCUCCUUAGCAGGACCAACAGUUUAUAAGGUUGGGUUCCAGGGCCCAAGUGGUAGUUCUUAUCCAACAGCCAGUUACAGCAGCCGCCCUUUGCAAUAAUUCUCUCUCUUAUCCCAGUUCUUCGUUUGAGCAAUUGGGGAGGGCGUACAUGUGGCACCGGCACUCAGAGGCCCAUCUGAGUAAACAUGGAUUGGGCACCUAUGCGUGUGAUAAAUUUGCAGUGAGAUUAUAGAGGUACUUGGGGAACCACCAGACUGCUUUGCCUCCAUGAGCUUAACAGGGGAGCUCUUUUAUUUUAAUUGUGGUUUGCUUUCCAGAAACGACACCAGCUUGUUAGCUUUCCAGAUUUAGCAAAGCUCUGCUUCCAGUUAUAAAUUAGUCCUCUUGUUCACAGAAACAGGAGAACCACCUUCAGAACUCUACAGGAAAUGUAUCCUUCCAGACCCCAAGAGACUACUACUGAAGUACCAGCAGAAAAUUCUAUUUUGAUUACAUAUUUUGGACUUAUUCUCUCCCAUGACCAGUGGACAAAUUGAUCUAGCAGGUUGCUCCUGUAUGUUUGUACCCUCCCGCUCCCCGAAAGUAUAAAUGAGAAAAGAAGCACAAACAGUUUAGAAAGUAGUUUAUACUACAUGGAUUAAAAAAUACUGAUACAAAAAUAAAGGAACUUUUCAUAUAA